Messenger RNA from Echinops telfairi (small Madagascar hedgehog), 2037 nucleotides. RefSeq names its product UTP15 small subunit processome component (gene UTP15). Gene Ontology annotation, biological process: rRNA processing; positive regulation of transcription by RNA polymerase I. The transcript has 13 exons. Gene Ontology annotation, cellular component: nucleolus. The coding region runs from base 177 to 1733 and encodes 518 amino acids. Gene Ontology annotation, molecular function: protein binding. NCBI's taxonomy places the organism in Eukaryota, Metazoa, Chordata, Mammalia, Afrosoricida, Tenrecidae. The record is from RefSeq and is a predicted model, not a curated record.
GUUGUGUCAUCUGUGUUUUGCAGCUUGUAAUCAGCUUUCCUCUAUUCCUGUUCCUCAUUUGUUUCCAUAUUAUUUGCUCAACAUACAGAAUGAAAUUGAGGUGGAGUGUCUAGUAUUAUUUCUAGCAUUGAUUCCAUACAAGUGCCCCAUAAACAACAGUGCAGUUAGAGGAAACCAUGGCGGGUUAUAAGCCUGUAGUUCUUCAGACAUAUCCUGUCCUUGGAGAGAAAAUCACCCAGGAUACUCUGUACUGGAACAACUAUAAGACCCCGGUUCAGAUUAAGGAGUUUGGUGCUGUGUCAAAAGUAGACUUUUCCCCCCAGCCGCCCUAUAAUUAUGCCGUCACCGCUUCCUCAAGGAUUCAUAUCUACGGCCGAUACUCCCAGGAACCAAUAAAAACCUUCUCCCGAUUUAAGGACACGGCGUACGGUGCCACUUUCCGACAGGACGGCCAGCUGCUUGUGGCCGGCAGCGAAGAUGGCGCCGUGCAGCUCUUUGAUAUAAGUGGGAGGGCUCCGCUCAGACAGUUUGAAGGCCACACAAAAGCCGUCCACAUGGUAGAUUUCACAGCUGACAAGUACCACGUGGUCUCUGGGGCUGAUGAUUACACGGUGAAGCUGUGGGACAUUCCGAACUCCGAAGAAGUUUUGACCUUCAAAGAGCAUUCUGAUUAUGUGAGGUGUGGAUGUGCUAGCAAGCUGAACCCGGAUCUCUUCGUAACAGGGUCGUAUGAUCACACGGUGAAGAUGUUCGACACUCGGACCAGUAAGAGUGUCCUCUCUGUGGAGCACGGGCAGCCCGUGGAGAGCGUCCUGCUUUUCCCCUCCGGAGGGCUGCUGGUAUCCGCAGGCGGCCGUUAUGUUAAGGUCUGGGACAUGUUAAAAGGAGGACAGUUGUUAGUGUCUCUGAAAAAUCACCACAAAACGGUGACGUGCUUGUGCUUGAGCAGCUCUGGACAGAGGUUACUUUCCGGCUCACUGGACAGGAAGGUGAAAGUGUAUAGCACCGCAUCCUACAAAGUAGUCCACAGUUUUGACUAUGCAGCUUCCAUUUUGAGUCUGGCACUUGCACAUGACGACGAGAUGAUCGUUGUAGGCAUGACCAAUGGAAUACUGAGCGUUAAGCAUCGGAAAGCCGAAGCAAAGAAGGACGCUCCUUCCAGGAGACGAAGGCCAGCAUAUCGAACCUUUAUUAAAGGAAAAAAUUACAUGAAGCAACGGGAUGACAUUUCAGUCAAUAGACCAUCCAAAAAACACCUGGAAUUGUAUGACAGGGAUCUGAAAAAUUUCCGCAUCUCAAAGGCGCUCGACAGAGUCCUAGAGCCAGAAAUUACAAUAAAGACACCAGAGAUUACAGUUUCCAUCAUAAAGGAGUUAGGCCGAAGAGGAGUCCUGGCAAACGCCCUUGCAGGCCGGGAUGAGAAGGAACUCAGCCGCGUGCUGAAUUUUUUGAUAAGGAAUCUAUCUCAGCCAAGAUUUGCUCCUGUCUUGAUAAACGUUGCUGAACUAAUCAUUGAUAUAUAUCUGCCUGUGAUUGGCCAGUCACCUAUAGUGGAUAAGAAAUUUUUGUUACUUCAGGGACUUGUAGAAAAAGAGAUUGAUUACCAAAGAGAACUGCUGGAAACCUUGGGGAUGAUGGAAAUGCUGUUUGCUACGACGACAAUGACUGGAAGCACUUUUACAUUGGAACAAAGAUCUGAUGGAUUUCUAGAAAACAAGAAGGCAGAAUCGUAAUGCUCACUAGAUACCCUAAGAAUGGACUUGGAAUGGAUUUAAUUCCACGAACUGUUGGAAAGAGAAUCUCUUUGAUAUAUUAAAACAACAACAACAAAAAUUAUUAUUUCAAGAAGCAAUUUAAUGGAAGACACUGAAAUGACUACAAUUGGAAAAUUAGCACCUGUUUUCAGACUUGAAGUUUCCUGUAUCAUUUUGAAUUUUUUAAUAACAGCUUCAGCUAGAAGAGCGCCAUUGUUUUUGUUAUGUUCAUCUUGGAUGAGUUGAUACUGAUGUUAAUAUAGUAAAAAAUAUAUCAAAGUUU